Messenger RNA from Xenia sp. Carnegie-2017, 1239 nucleotides. RefSeq lists its product as uncharacterized. Bases 1 to 672 code for a protein of 223 amino acids. The transcript has 3 exons. NCBI's taxonomy places the organism in Eukaryota, Metazoa, Cnidaria, Anthozoa, Malacalcyonacea, Xeniidae. The record is from RefSeq and is a predicted model, not a curated record.
AUGUCGGAAAAGCCACUUACUCCUUGGGUUGUUUGCGAAAAGAACGGCAAAGUAUUAACAGCGCACUGCGAUUGUAUGGCAGGAAUAGGUGAAAGCUGCUCUCACGUCGCUUCACUUCUGUUGGCUGUUGAAGCUGGUGCACGAAAACGAGAUUCUUUAACUGUGACUGAUAAGAAGGCAUACUGGGUCCUUCCAAGUGCUGUCAAGGCUGUGCCAUACGCUAAAUUUCGUGCUGGAAGAGUGACUGCUUCAAGGUUCAAAGCGGCUUGUCGCACCAACAGAGAUUCACCUUCCAAGAGUUUGAUCACAAGCAUUUGCUAUCCAAAGCUGAAGAAAUUUUCAACUGCAGAAACAAGAUGGGGUUGCCAGCAUGAAGAGGUGGCAAAAGACGAAUAUCGAAAAUGGCUAAACACAAACCAUGAAAAUGUUUCAGUAACAAACAGUGGAUUCUGGAUUCAUUUGACCCAUGGAUUUCUUGGUGCUUCUCCAGAUGGACUUGUCUCUUGCCAAUGUUGUGGCACUGGGAUUUGUGAAAUAAAGUGUCCGUUUUGCCAUAAAGAUGAGACGAUUGAAACUUCAACAGAUGACAGGUUGUUUUGCAUUGAAGUAAAAAGUGAUGGAACAAAACAACUUAAAAGAACUCAUGCAUAUUACUAUCAAGUACAUUUGUAAAUUAUUCUAAUUUCAUUUAACAAGCUUAAUGUAUAGCAAUUCACUUUCUUAAGUUAUUGCUCAGUUGUCAUGCACUGGUUAGAGCUAAUGUGAUUUUGUAGUGUGGACAGAAAAAGACUUGUUUUCAUAAAUCCGUUUAACAAGCUUAAUGCAUAGAAAUUCACUUUUUUAGGUUAUGGCUCAGUUCUCAUGCACAGGUUUGAGCUACUGUGAUUUUGUUGUGUGGACAGAGAAAGACUUGUUUGUUGAACGAAUCUUGCAAAAUAACGAAUUUGUAGAAAGGAACAUGGAUGCAGAAAAGAAAUUUGUGUUAAGGGGACUCCUUCCAGAGUUAACAGGAAAAUGGUACUCAAGACCCCAAAAAAUUGAAUAAAUGAAAAAUAAUAAAAUCAAAUGUCUUAUAAAUAGUAUUAGUACAAUUUUAAGUGUAUGCAUGCAAAAUCUUUCAAAAAAUAUGAUUUAGUCAUAAGGUACGACAGAAUCACAAAUGUUAAUUAGUGCACAGCUAACAGUAACUAUUUUGUCAAUCGUAGUGGGCUCAUUUUCUUUAGAAUUGACAAAAUCAAU